AUGGAAGAAAUAUUAGAUGAGAAUAUUAAACUAGAAGAUGGAAAAAUUAAAAAUGAAAUUCUAGAAGACAGUGUUACAAUCGAACAAGGACGAAUUAAAAAUGAAAUAUUAGAAGAAUUGGAUGUUAGUGUGAAUCCUGAAAUAAUUUAUGUGAAGCAAGAAAAUUUGUCUACAAUUAAUUGUGAAAACGAAUUAAAUACAGAAUUUAUUAUAAAAGACGAAAUAUUCGAUCAAGGCAGUUUAAUUAUCCAUAAACGAACACACCCUAGAGAAAAACCAUUUUCGUGUGAUAUUUGUGACAAAACAUUUGUUUAUCGAAGCAGUUUAGUUGAUCAUAAACGAAUUCAUAGCGGAGAAAAAUUAUUUCGGUGUGAUAUUUGUGAUAGAAAAUUUACUAAUCCUAGUCAUUUAAUUUCACAUAAACGAACUCAUUCUGGAGUAAAACCAUAUCCAUGCAACUUUUGUGAUAAAACAUUCUCUCAGCCAAGCUCUUUAAUUGUACAUAAGCGAAUCCAUUCUGGAGAAAAACGAUUUUCAUGUGAAGUUUGUGAAAAAUCAUUUCGACAUAAAAGUAAUUUAAUUACACAUGCACGAAUUCAUAGUGGCGAAAAACCAUUUUCUUGUGAAAUUUGUAAUAAAACAUUUAAUAGGCAAAAUAACUUAACUACACAUAAACGGACUCAUGCUGGAGAAAAACCAUUUUCAUGUGAAAUUUGUGAUAAAACAUUUGCUCAGUCAAGCUCUCUAAUUGUACAUAAACAAAUCCAUUCUGGAGAAAAACGAUUUUCAUGUGAAGUUUGUGAAAAAUCAUUUAAAGUCAAGUAUUAUUUAGAUUGUCAUAAACAGACGCACAGUAAAGAAAGGCCAUUUUCCUGUGAUAUUUGUGGAAAAUCAUUUAAACAAAAAAAUUGUGUAUAUGUGCAUAAACGAUUGCACAAAGAUGGGAAAUGA
Chrysoperla carnea is the source of this 951-nucleotide messenger RNA. Its product is annotated as zinc finger protein 525-like. Gene Ontology annotation, biological process: regulation of transcription by RNA polymerase II. The coding region runs from base 1 to 951 and encodes 316 amino acids. The transcript has 3 exons. Gene Ontology annotation, cellular component: nucleus. Lineage: Eukaryota; Metazoa; Arthropoda; Insecta; Neuroptera; Chrysopidae. The record is from RefSeq and is a predicted model, not a curated record. Gene Ontology annotation, molecular function: RNA polymerase II cis-regulatory region sequence-specific DNA binding; DNA-binding transcription factor activity, RNA polymerase II-specific.